Porites lobata is the source of this 2850-nucleotide messenger RNA. Lineage: Eukaryota; Metazoa; Cnidaria; Anthozoa; Scleractinia; Poritidae. The record is from the annotation of a GenBank genome assembly.
AUGGCUGCUGUUGAAAAGGGAGAUGUAGUCGUAAGAAUUACAGACGACACAGAGAAAUCAAACCUGGAAGAAAAGCAAGACAAAUCAAAGAUCUUAAAUUCAUGGAAGCAAUGGAUGUUUACGGGUGAAAAAAAGACCAGAUUUAGCAAGACUUUUGGCUUAAUUCAAAGCAACUCCGUAACACUUAGGAACCUUAUUGUGGCGGUAUCAACUUACGGCCUCGAACGACUUCUCAACGCCAAAGCAUUUAACUGCCCGGAAGAGAAUUACAAACAGUAUGGCUACGCGUUCUUGUUCGCUCCAGUUGUUAUUCUCUUCUGCUUGAAUUUGUUAGUUAUUGGCGAGAUCUGGAAACUGUCGUCCAGAAUGUGCAUCAAACGCUAUAGAAGGAGAGGAGAUCGCGUCGCUCGAGUUUUGCCAAGUUUACUCAAGGCUUUUGUUGGGCCGGCUGUAUGGCUAAUUGUGGCAUUUCUGGAAGAAGAUUAUUACCUCUGUGCCAAGCUUGGAUCCUUACCUUCAAGAGGCAACAGAACAAGCGAGCAGAAAGUCGUUGAAUAUAAAAGUCAAUCACAUGUCUUGGCUUGGGGUGUUCUCGUCGCGAUUGUCAUUCUGGGUACAGCAAUGAUAGUGUUGAAGAACUGCUAUCUUAAAGACAAUCUUCUUAUGGAAAGUAAGUAUAAAAAUCAACAAAAAUUUCGAAAAUAAAGUGCUAAAAUUGAUACUAACAUUAAAUAGGAAAUUUGGUUUGAUAAUUUGAUAAGGUCAAGAUCGUGUGGUCAAUGAAAAAUGAUGUUUAAAAGCUGGCGUUUCGAGUUAAUGCCUUUCGUAAGUGAUUCUAGCUUUCGUUUUGAAAUAACAAAUGUCCUAAAUCAGAGAACAACGCGGAAAAUUGAAAAGAAUAUUCUUUAUAAGUGACGAGUUAACAUACCGUAAACUUUCGCUUAUAAGCCCUGGGCUUAUAUAACUUCGUAAAUGGUUUUAGGAAGGCUCAUAAAUAAAGUGGGGUGGGGGAGGGGCUUACAACCAGACGAAAAAAAGAGUUUCAUAACAAGUUAUGUGACAGUGCUGAUCAAAAUACUUUUUUAAGUGGGGGGGGAGGGGGGGGGACUUGUAAGUGGGGGCCUUAUAAGUGGAGGACAUACAGCUGGGGGGCUUAUAUGUGGGGGGGUCUUAUAAUCGAAACUUUACGGUAUUUGUACGAGGUGAAGAUUGGCAUAAUCCUUCUUUAAAAAAGGAUCGAAACCAAAUAGUGACCAUUGUAUAUUGAUGACUAUGAAUUUCAACAUUUAUAAGCAAACUACGUUUUCCUAGAUAAAACUGAAUGCUUUAUUUUCUGGUUUCCAGAUCUCUAUGCCUAUGAAAGACGAGAGGCCCUAAGCGCAAUGAAAACAUUCACAGAACAUAUGGGUGGUUCACUAAAGGAUGCUAAACUCGACAACGACCCAAAGACGUCCGAGUACGGCAGCAAAGAGGAAAAGGUUACACUUUAUGAUGAUGGCAUUCCUGAAAAGAGAGGAAAGAAAACAGUUGAGAAAUUAUUUGAAGGUGAGAGUGAAAGAGCUUGGCAUGGCUACACCCUCAGAUUAAUCAGGAAAUGAGAAAAUAACUGAGCACUGGCAAGAGUGAAACAGUCUGACCAGUACCGGGAGCCGAUUACCCGGAGCCUCCAUGUGUGCUGUAACCUUGAGUCAAACCUUUCCCGUUUUAAUACAUACUUUUAGAACUAAAAGUAUUUCCGAGGACGUCCACACAGAGACAAAAGAAAGAAAAUGGCAGUAGAGUGGGAACCUUUCUCUUUGUUCCCUCAUCGGUUUCCUUUGAAAAUUUGUUCCACGUUUCCUCCUUUUCUCCUAACAGCACUUUGUUAAGGGAGCUGAGUCGUGAAAUUUAUCAAAAUUCUAACAAUAGGAGAUACCAGCAAGUUGAGUAAAGCAUAAAAAUAGGAAGAUAUAAAAAGAAGGUAUAAAUAUUACAGCGAAUACAAUGAUAAACACUUGGCAGGUAUAUUUGUUGGACAGAAAGCUGUGAUUUUGUCGUUUACCAGUAAUUUUUUCGCUAACGUUAUAGGAUAAAGCACUGUUUAGAAACAUUCCUUUUUUGUUGUACAAAUUUGUAACGAGUGAAACAAAAGAAUCUUCUGUGAAAAGAACCAAUCCGCUUCUGGUUAGCACAUUAAUAAUAAUAAUCAUCAUAAUAAUCAUAAUAAUAAUAAUAAUAAUAUAAGCUUAUAUAGCGCUGUUUCUAGAAAUUCAACAGCACUUUACAAUAUUACAAUUAAAAUAAUAAAAGCUCUCAUUCAAACUAAUUAAUUAAAAACUGAAGCUACCAAAUAAAAUAACGCCUAAAAGAAAUGUCUUCAACUAAGAUUUAAAAACAGUCAGUGAAUUGCAACAUCUUAGAUCUUCUGGAAGAGUGUUCCACAGUUCAGGGGCAGCACAAGAAAAGGCCCUUUGCCCGUAUGUUUUAAGUUUAUAUUUCGGUGUUACAAGGAGAGAUUUACCCGAGGAGGGCAAUGUUCUCCAAGGAUUGGAACAGUAUUAAUCGACCAACUACUCCAGCCAGUGUUGUCUGACAUGUUAUGAUUUCGUUAAAGGUUAUGAAGGUGACAAAUGGAGCAAGGGUGGCGGCUGGUAUUACACCAGGGCUUACGAAGAUUUCAAGAACAUGUACCCUCGUAUUUCCACUGGAAGCCCAUUCGACCCUUGGAGAAUGGUCGAAGGAGAUCACCAUGGUAAAAGGACCUACAGUGUGAGCUGCAGGGACGAACUGAAGCCCUUACAGCCAACGGCGGUGACCCAACUGAUCGGAAGACCUUCUGAGCCAGAUGAUGAAGAAGAAUCUAUAGUAUAA